This is a messenger RNA of Harmonia axyridis, 1096 nucleotides long. RefSeq names its product protein takeout-like. Lineage: Eukaryota; Metazoa; Arthropoda; Insecta; Coleoptera; Coccinellidae. The transcript has 3 exons. Bases 187 to 921 code for a protein of 244 amino acids. The record is from RefSeq and is a predicted model, not a curated record.
GAUUGGUUGUGUAGAAGACAUGGGUUUGCUGGAAAAGUGCAUUAAAGGUACAUAAGUUACAAUGUUGAAAUGGUAGAGAUUUUUACCUUGAAAUCUAUAAAAGUAGAGACCAGCUCAGUUCUUAUCCACUGAUGUAAUACUUGAACUACAUGAAGAUAAGAAUUAUUGUGAUCCAGCAGCAUCAUAAUGCAGUUCAUGCUAAUAGCAUUCAUCUGUUUUCAAGUUUUUGGAUUCGUAGUGUCCAAUAAAUUACCUAAUUUCAUAAGCUAUUGUCACCGUGGAGACCCUAACUUGAACGAAUGUGUAGCAAAGGCUAUGAACCAAGUAAAAUCCCAUUUAGCUGAGGGUAUACCAGAAUUUCAGCUUCCUUCUAUGAAUCCAUUGAUGCUGUCCGAAGCUUCUCUAGAAACUGGAGAAAAUUUCAAAUGCUCUUUCAAAAACAUUGAGGUUUACUAUGCUGACGAAUUCGUUUUGAAAAGUGUCAAUGUCAAUCUGAAAAAGGAUCAAGUGGAUAUGACUCUCAGGUUUCCUAGAUUGAGAAUCAAGUCUAUAUAUAAAGUUACUGGUAAAUUGUUGAUAUUACAGCUAGAUGGCAGUGGACCUGCUGAUGGAAAUUUCACCAACGUGGAAUGCAUAAUAAGCAUGAGUGGUUCAAGAUUUAUAAAAAAUAAUAAGGAAUACGUGAACUUCAAUAAAAAUGAACUGAAACUCAAUCUUGGUCAUCCUGUGAUGAAAUUUGAAAAUCUAUUUGGAGCCAACGAGGAACUCAAUGUACAAACCAACAGGAUCAUAAAUGAAAACAUAGAGAGCAUCCUAGAGGAACUGAGUCCUGUUUUGAAUAAGGUCAUCAAGGAAUUUGUGUUUGGUUUAAUUGGAAGAGUAUUUGAUAGAUUUUCACUAGAUGAAUUGUUUCCCAAAUGAGAGUCUUUCUUGAAAAUGAAGAAGUCACUUCUUUUUUUUUUGUUGAUUCAGAUUUAUAUAUGUUAUCACUAAUAUCUAUUUGGAAAAAGAAGAUCUCAGUCAUACAAUGUUGCAUUUAAAUUGUUAGGAAUUCAUGAAGUUUGUGAUAGAUUUGAAAUAAUAUUGUUUGAUCUGA